AUGAAGAUUGAUCGUGAGGUGAUGGAUGUUGAAAAAGGCGACCAGAUGAUCUUGGUGAAAUGUAAAUCUUCCUUUACGGUAAGUUCUAUAUUAGGUGCGGAUUAAUCUGUUCUUGAGCUUUUGGAGAAUGCUAGACCAUCAAAAUAGAGGUUUGGGCGGACGGGUUCCGUCGUUAUGCUGGAGUACGAAUCGUUGCCCAUACCAUUGAUUACGGUGACAAGAUUUUGGUUAAAAUUCGCAAGCAACGCAAUAAUUCGACCCAACAGAAGCCCAGUAUUUCUUCGUUCAUUAGGUCAUCUUCAACUACUUCGGCAAAAAUAAAUUGAUGGAAAAGAAAGGAGUUUAAGAGGGACCUGACGCAUUCAUCAAGCAAUACAAGAAUGUUGUGGUCUG
This is a messenger RNA of Caenorhabditis elegans, 393 nucleotides long. NCBI's taxonomy places the organism in Eukaryota, Metazoa, Nematoda, Chromadorea, Rhabditida, Rhabditidae. The record is from the annotation of a RefSeq genome assembly.